Xiphias gladius (swordfish) is the source of this 1017-nucleotide messenger RNA. It is a transcript of the gene rbfox3a, whose product is annotated as RNA binding fox-1 homolog 3a. Bases 16 to 1017 code for a protein of 333 amino acids. Gene Ontology annotation, biological process: regulation of alternative mRNA splicing, via spliceosome; nervous system development. The transcript has 11 exons. Gene Ontology annotation, cellular component: nucleus; cytoplasm. The record is from RefSeq and is a predicted model, not a curated record. Gene Ontology annotation, molecular function: mRNA binding. Lineage: Eukaryota; Metazoa; Chordata; Actinopteri; Istiophoriformes; Xiphiidae.
GCUCUUCCUGAAGCCAUGGCCCAACACUUCCCACCGGCCCAGUACCCCCCUCCACCACAGAAUGGGAUCCCUGCUGAGUACACCACUCCCCAUACCCACCCAGCGGCCGACUACACGGGACCAAGCACGGUGGCUGAGCACACCCUGACACUGUACACGCCGACGCACACACACAGCGAACAGCCAGGAAAUGACAGCAACUCCCCCGCUCUCACAGCCAACACAGUAACUCAGGCAGAGGAGGCUGUACAGACGGAGGGCUCCCAGCAGCUCCAUACUGCAGCCAUGGGCCUGCAGCCCAAUGAUUCAUCUGGGAAGCAGCAGCCUAAGAGGUUACACGUUUCCAACAUCCCUUUCCGUUUCCGGGAUCCUGACCUCCGGCAAAUGUUUGGGCAAUUUGGCAAGAUUUUAGACGUGGAGAUUAUUUUUAACGAACGAGGCUCCAAGGGCUUUGGGUUUGUAACAUUUGAAACGAGUGCAGAUGCUGAUCGUGCACGGGAGAAACUAAAUGGUACAAUCGUAGAAGGACGAAAAAUCGAGGUCAACAAUGCCACAGCCAGAGUAAUGACCAACAAAAAGGUGGCAAACCCUUACACAAACGGCUGGAAGCUGAAUCCAGUGGUUGGAGCGGUAUAUGGUCCUGAAUUUUAUGCAGUGACAGGCUUUCCAUACCCCAGUACAGGAGCAGCCACAGCCUAUAGAGGGGCCCAUCUUAGAGGGAGAGGUCGGGCCGUCUACAACAUGUUCCGUGCUGCACCUCCUCCUCCACCUAUCCCUGCCUAUGGAGCUGUGGUCUACCAAGAUGGCUUUUAUGGGGCAGAAAUAUAUGGAGGGUAUGCAUCUUACAGAUAUGCCCAGCCAGCUGGUACUGCUACAGCUGCGUACAGUGACAGUUAUGGCAGAGUCUAUGCAACAGCAGACCCAUAUCACCAUACGAUUGGUCCUGCAGCCACUUACAGUGUGGGUACUAUGGCUAGCCUUUACAGAGGAGGGUGCAGUCGCUUCACUCCCUACUAG